AUGCAUUUCUUGACUAUAUAUCCCAACUGCAGCUGCAGAUUUGUCAGAGUGCUGAGCCCAGCUCAGAGGAAGGACGCUCUUGGACUUGGCGAUUCAGGAAUUGAGAACUUGGGACGAUUUUGUCACUCUGACCCCCGCUGUGUGAGCAGUGCUUCAAUGCUGAAGAUGGAGCCUCUGAACAGCACCCACGCCAGCACCGCCGCUUCCAGCAGCCCCCGUGAGUCCCAUGUGCCCGGCAGUGGCAGCAGCAACGGUAACGAAUAUUUCUACAUCCUGGUAGUCAUGUCCUUCUAUGGCGUUUUCUUGAUUGGCAUCAUGCUGGGCUACAUGAAAUCCAAGCGGCGGGAGAAGAAGUCCAGUCUGCUGCUGCUGUACAAGGACGAGGAGCGGCUCUGGGGCGAGGCCAUGAAGCCACUGCCCAUGGUUACGGGUCUGAGGUCGGUGCAGGUGCCCAUGAUGUUGAACAUGUUGCAGGAGAGCGUGGUGCCUGCCCUGUCCUGCACCCUCUGCUCCAUGGAAGGGGACAGCGUCAGCUCUGAGUCCUCCACUCCCGACGUGCACCUGACCAUCCAGGAAGAGGGGGCGGAUGAUGAGCUGGGGGAGACUUCAGAGACGCCCCUCAAUGAAAGUAGCGAAGGCUCCUCGGAGAACAUCCACCAGAAUUCCUAG
Trichechus manatus latirostris (Florida manatee) is the source of this 669-nucleotide messenger RNA. RefSeq names its product potassium voltage-gated channel subfamily E regulatory subunit 4 (gene KCNE4). Gene Ontology annotation, biological process: membrane repolarization during action potential; negative regulation of delayed rectifier potassium channel activity; regulation of heart rate by cardiac conduction. The record is from RefSeq and is a predicted model, not a curated record. The transcript is spliced from 2 exons. Gene Ontology annotation, cellular component: membrane. Lineage: Eukaryota; Metazoa; Chordata; Mammalia; Sirenia; Trichechidae. Gene Ontology annotation, molecular function: transmembrane transporter binding; delayed rectifier potassium channel activity; potassium channel regulator activity. Bases 1 to 669 code for a protein of 222 amino acids.